AAUGGACUAUCAACAAUCCUUAGCCAAUGCAAAACCGCCUAUAUUGACUGAAUCAGAGAUUGAUAGUAUAUUCUUGUGCAUUCCACAAAUUCAUAGAAUUCAUGAAAUGUUUCAAAUUGAACUUAGUAAUGCUACACAAUCUUGGGAUAUAGACGAAAGAAUUGGAGACGUAUUUACCGGUGCUUUUAACAAAGCAUUGGUAUUUGAAAUUUAUAGUAAAUUUGUUAAUAACUAUACGACGGCAUGUGAGACAACAAAGAAACUGAUAGCAAGAAAACCAAUAUUUGCUGAAUUCUUACAGCAAAAACAAGCAUCUUCUCCAGAUCGACUAGCCUUAACUGGUUUAUUAAUAAAACCUAUACAAAGAUUUCCUCAAUUUAUACUUUUGUUGCAAGACUUAUUAAAGAGUACUCCUAGUGAUCAUCAGGAUAGAAUUUCAUUACAAAGAGCACUUUCGGAUCUUGAGAAUUUAACACAUAAACUUAAUGAAACCAAACGCGAAAGUGAAAAUAGAUACUUAAUAAAAUCCGUACUCUGGAGAUGCGAUGGAAAACCAACAAACUUUCCUAAAGUAGAUAAUGGCGAAAGAUAUUUUAUUAGGCAGGAUGACGUAUAUAUAAUAGAAUACGGAGAGAAUGGAGAAUAUCAGAAGAAACCAAGAAGAAUAUUCCUCAUGAAUGAUCAAUUAUUAUGCGUUAGCGUUGCUACAAAACAAGGGGAUAAUGGGAGUGUAGUUGAAAAAUAUAAAUACAAAUGGAUUUUACCAAUUCACGAAAUUGAUGUUAUAGAAGCCAGUGUUCCAAUUGCCUAUAAACUGAAAGCAGCUCAUGGAAGAUUAUCGCUUGUUUCAUCUAAGGAAGAUGGCUAUACAACUUAUAGCAAAGAUCUUGAUAAUCUCCUCCACGAUCUCCCCUUAAUAGAAGAAAUAACAAACCUUGUCAGUCAAUUGCGAUUAGAUCAUGAAGGAUUAAGUAAAGAAUUAAUGAGAAAUAUAACGAAAAGUCUGCAAACUUCAAUUCAGUUGAAAAAUGAUGUAAAUAAAUGCAUUCUACAAUUUUGCGCAUCUACAAAAACCGGUGGCAAGGGUGAAAUUUAUACUAUUCAAGUAGAAUCAGAUGAAACUAAACAAGGCUGGCUGUUGGAUUUGCAAAGUGCAAAAUUAUCUUUAGAUCCACGUAAUAAACCUGGAUGGGUGGUGCCCGAAAAUGAACAACAAUUUGUGUUUAAAUUACCUUUGUUUAUUAAGCCCUUGUUAUGUGAUAUAUCAAUACUAAAUACUCGGUUAACUUGUUCAGUUUCUGUUAUUCUACCUUCUAGAAAUGACCCAAAAUUAGGUCAUGAACAUUUAUGGGUUUGUAGUAGAUCCGAAAAGGAUACAGAUCCUGGCCACGUUACAAUAAUAUCUUUUCAUACAACACCACCUCACAUAGUUGAAGCAUUUCAAGCGUCAGAGGCUGCAAUUCUGUGUGCGGAGAGCGUUACUGGUUACGGAGACAAGAAAUUAAAUGAAGAUUUAGAUGAAGAUGAGACCAUUUUAAGUGAAGAUAGUGUCUGGAUGGGUUUGGUUGAUAAAACUGUAAUUGUAUUAAAAGUAAAUGAUUUGGAAAGGAAAGAUUCCUAUUACAAAUUCUCUAUUCCAAAUACGCCCAUAUGCUUAAAAUUCUUCAAUUCUACAAUGUUUAUUGGCAUGGUAGAUGGUAAUAUCGGAAUUCUUCACAGGAAUAUCGAUGGUGUAUGGAAUAAUAAAAAUAUGAGUCUACUAAAAUUGGGGGAUAGCGCUGUUAAUGAUCUUCAUCUCUGCAAUUCUUAUCUUUGGUGUUGUAGUGGGAAAUUGUUAUCUAGAUUAUCUGUAACGGCAAAAUUAGUGAAUGACUCUUUUCAAUAUAAAAUUCAUAGGGCUGAUUUCGAUUUGGCUUCCGAAAACAAAUUAAAAGAUUGUGAAGAGUCAAUUAAAUGUGUGGUCAAUGCAGGGGCUGGUAUCCUGGUGUCUUAUGAAAAUAGUGCCGUUAUAAAAUUAUAUCAUAGAGAAACCUUUGAAUAUUUACAAGAUAUUAAUGUUGCAUCUGCCAUACAAACUGUUGCUAAAGAUAAAAAAGAUCCUAUCUCUGCUAUACAUAUAACCUCACUGUCAGCCGCGAAAGGUGUUCUAUGGAUUGGAACUAGCGUUGGCUACGUUCUCACUCUUCCACUUCCUAGAUUGCAAGGAGUUCCACAGAUACAUGGACGACCAAAUGUUUCACUACAUUGCCAAAAUAGUCCUAUUGAGUUUUUAAUAACCGUAUCCUGUUCGAGUAUAAGGAUUGAAGAAGGGGAUAGAAUUCCAUCAAUUUUUGUUGAAGCUUUAGAGAGAUCUCCUAAAAAAUUAAAGUCCUUAGAAAUAGACAGAGAAGAAAAAGAGGGAGAGGAAGGGGAAGAGGGAGGGGAAGGGGAAGAAGGAGAGGGUGACAAUCUGAAAGUAAGAUCUGAUUCACUUUCAUCUCUCAAAGAUGACGACGAUGACGAUUGUUUCGACGAAGAUAAACCAAGAUGGAAUUCGCUGACAGACUUGGACAGUGUAGAGUUGAUAUAUGGGCAUUUGUGCCAUGAUAAUUAUAUUCAAACUGCUUCAAGUGUUCUAAAAAAUACUAUGCCCAGGGAGGCUCAGGGACUCAGAUUUGGUAGAAAACUUAGUAGACGUUUCAAAAAGCACGAAAAUCUCAUAAAAAAGGUUAGGGGAGGGCAGGGAAAGAAAAUUAAUGAUCUCAGACUGAGUCUUGAAAAAGGCUUAAAUCGAAAUCCUUCAAGUUCAACCAGCCCUACUUCUCCAAAGAGUCCUACGAGCCCUACAUCUCCAAAAAUUCCUACAAGCUCAGAGAGAAAUCAAAUUCAAAUGGUAAAUAAAAGUCUCAUAGUUGCUUCUGGUGGUCAGGGCCAUCGUCAUAUAGGCCAAGAAAAUUUGGUAAAAAAGAGUAAAAUCAGACAAGACGAUGUAUGUCUCCUCUUAUGGCAAUGUCGAAUAUAG
Dimorphilus gyrociliatus is the source of this 3001-nucleotide messenger RNA. Lineage: Eukaryota; Metazoa; Annelida; Polychaeta; Dinophilidae. The record is from the annotation of a GenBank genome assembly.